UUUGGACUAUAUUGAAACUGAAAAACAAAGAUACAGAAAAAGUAAAUUUGGAGUUGAUGCAAUUGAGUGUGUUGAGAAUUUUCACAACAAUGUAAGAUUGGGUCCUGUGUUUGUAUGCACAUGUUGCCAACAGACAUGGUUUCAUGAAAGUGUUUCAAAUGUAGAUAAUAUUUUGUUGGAUGCUGAAAUCAAAAGGAAGUAUUUUACUAAUACAAAGUCUGUAAACGAGCAGGAAUGGAUAUGCAACACAUGCAAUUCAAGUUUAAAAGAAAGUCGAACUCCAAAACUCUCUAUUGCAAAUGGAAUGAUAUGGAAUCAAAAACCAAGUGAAUUGAAUCUGUUACCAUUGGAAGAAAGACUUGUAUCCUUAAGAAUUCCCUUCAUGCAGAUAAGAGAAUUACCAAGAGGAGGACAAUAUUCUGUAAAAGGAAAUGUUGUAAAUGUGCCAGUUGACAUUCAACCAACAAUCAAUAGUCUUCCCAGGAGACUUGAUGAAAAUAUUACAAUACCUGUGAAGUUAAAAAGAAAACUAUCUUUUCAGCACUCUUAUUGUCAUGAAAAUAUCCGACCUACAAAGGUUCUGAUUGCUUUACAUUGGUUAAUGAAAAACAGUGAAUAUUAUAAGAAUUCAAACAUAAACAUAGAUGACAACUGGUUCCAUGAGGUCACCAAUUCUGCAAGCGAAUUAAUGAGACAGUUUAUAGAGGGUCACACCAAUGAAGAUUCAGCAAUGCAUGACCAAUCAGAUGGAUCAGACUCUGAUGAAUUCUGUGAAGUUGAUAGUGGUAAGGAUGGAAAUCGUGAUACUCUAUUAGACAGUGACUCGUUUGACAUGAAUCAGAUCUUCACGUUUGCUCCAGGAGAAGGACAGCGUCCAAUCAGUUUGUAUCAAGAUCAAAUGGCCGAGUAUUUGUCAUUUCCAACAAUAUUUUGUGGUGAAGGAAGAGUAGAAAACGAUCAGCGUCAAGUACCUGUUUCAUAUGCUGAUAUUGCCAAGUGGGAAUUACGAAGUGCUGAUAGACGUGCUGCACAGUCGGUACCAAAUUUGUUUUUCAAAUUGAAAAAGAUUCAACUAAAACAGGUAACAGACAAAUGCAAUUUAGCCCUUAGGAAGUGCAAAACAAAGGGGAAAACCUUUACUGCAAAUGAAAUAAGAAAUCCUGAUCAAAUCAGUGACAUUGUUAGACACAAUGAGGGAUUUUAUGUUUUCAAACAAUUGAGAAAUUCUCCUCCUUAUCUUGAAACAAGAAAGAAAGAUGUUUUUGCAAUGAUACGACAGCUUGGUCUACCAACUUGGUUUAUGUCCUUUUCUGCUGCAGAUACACGUUGGAAUGAUCUGAUCAGAGCACUAGGAGUUUUAAACGAUGGCAAACAGUACACAGAUUCUGAAAUUCAGAGCAUGACAUGGACUGAAAAGUCAAAGUUGGUUCAGAAAGACCCAAUUACAUGUACAAGAUAUUUUGAUCAUCGUUUUCGGACUUUUUUAAAUACUGUACUUAAGAGUGAUCAUCAUCCUAUUGGCAAGGUACAGGACUUUUUCUAUAGAGUUGAAUUUCAGCAAAGGGGAUCACCACAUGUUCACAUGAUUGUUUGGAUUGAAAAUGCUCCAAAAUACUUAGAAAAUGAUAACAAGGAAAUUGUUGCAUUUGUUGACAGCUACUUGAAGUGUGAAAGGAAUACAGAAGACAAUUUGAUAGAAUUGCAAGUUCAUAAACACUCACAAACAUGCAAAAAAAAAGGAAAGGCUGUUUGCAGAUUUGGAUUUCCACUUCCACCACUCCAAGCUACUAUGAUAUUGGAACCUUUGGACAGUGACAUUGAGAAAUACAAGAAAAUGUAUAAGACUAUGCAAGACAAAGUGAAUGACUUUAAAAAUGGAUGUGACAUCAGCUGCACUUUCCAAGACUUUUUGCAAAAUGUACUACAACUAUCUGAAGAUGAUUAUAUAAAAUGCAUCAGAAGUUCUUUGAGAACACCCAAGGUAUUUUUAAAACGUAAACCCUGUGACUUGAGAGUGAAUGCUUACAACAGUACUCUUCUUCAUGCAUGGGCAGCAAACAUCGAUAUUCAGUAUGUUUUGGAUCCAUAUGCUUGUGCAAUGUACAUUGUCUCAUACAUAAGUAAAUCCCAAAGGGGCAUGAGUGAUCUGUUGAGUAGAGCUGCAAAAGAAGCAAGAGAUGGCAAUCUUGACAUUAAGAGACAAGUUAGACAUAUUGGAAAUCAAUUUCUUAACAGUGUUGAAGUUGGAGCACAAGAAGCAGCAUAUCUAGUUUUGCAAAUGCCCCUUACAAAAGCAUCAAGAGAUGUAAUGUUUAUAAACACAUCUCCAGUUGAUGACCGUGUAAUACUUGUCAAACCUGAUUCAGAACUCGAAAAGUUGAAUGCUAAUUCCACAGACAUAGAAUGCAGUAACAUAGUCAAAAGAUAUGCAAAACGUCCAAAACAACUGGAAAACUGGUGUUUAGCUGACUAUGUGUCACAGUUAGAUGUAGUUUUCCCAAAGGAAAGUAUAACUGACCUGUCUGAAAUGGAAACAAAUGAUGAUGAGAGACACCAGUCAGAAAAUGAAGAUAGUGGAUCUGAUACUGAGGGUGAAUUUAAAGACGACAGCACAUUAGUUGUGUUGAGAAAUGGAAUUAAAAUUAAGCGCAGAAAAACACCAAGAGUUAUACGAUAUGUGCGCUAUAGCUUAAAGACAAACCCAGAAAAUUACUAUAGAGAAAAAUUAAUGCUGUUCACUCCAUGGCGAAAUGAAACUUCUGAUCUUCUGUGUGGACAUCAGAGCUUUGAGCAAUCAUUUAACCAGAAAAAAUUUUUCUUAGCUAAGAAAAUCAAACAGUAUGAACAUAAUGCUGAUAUGCUUGAGCAGGCAGAACAGAUGGCGCAGGAUGAUUUGACAGAAGCAUAUGAUGAAUUAGCUCCUGGUGCUCAACAAACUGAUGCAGAUGAUGAAUAUGAAGGAACUGUUAACUCUGAAACAUUUGUUCACUUUAAUCCAGAAAGGCCAAUUGAACAGAGAGAGUAUGACAUAGGAAGUGAUGUUGGAAUUCCAUCAACAAGACAACUGAAUGAGCAGAGUUCUGUUAGAUUACCUGAUGAUCAGUAUUUAAAGCUUGUAGCCAGUUUAAAUUUGAAGCAACGGGAAUUCUUCAAUCAUGUUAUGCAAUGGAUCAAGUCUAAACAGGAACCUAUUCAUGCAUAUCUGUCAGGAGGUGCAGGAGUUGGAAAGUCAGUGUUAAUCAGAGCACUUUAUCAAGCUUUACAUCGGUAUUUAUGUGCUAAGGAGGGUGAGAAUCCAGAUGAUAUACGAAUUCUUCUUUGUGCAUACACUGGUAAAGCUGCAUUUAACAUUGGUGGUCAAACAAUUGCUUCUGCAUUUCACCAGAAAAUUAACCAAAGGCAGCAAAACAUGCAUUGUGAUGAACUCAACACAUUUAGAACUAAGUAUAGAAAUUUGUCAGUAGUCAUCAUAGAUGAAAUUUCAAUGGUUGGCAACGCAAAGUUGGAAUUUAUAAAUAACAGACUUCAGCUUCUUACUGGUUUGAAGAGGCCGUUUGGAGACAUUAGUAUUAUUGCUGUCGGAGAUUUCUUUCAACUUAAACCAAUCAUGGAUGGCUGGAUUUUUCAAGAUUUAAAACAAAAUGCCCAAGCACUUGCAUGUAAUCUUUGGAAACAAAACUUCACCUUAUUUGAAUUAGAUGAAGUAAUGCGACAAAAAGAUGAUUUAGAAUUUGCACAGCUUUUGAACCGUCUUCGUCACAAUGAGAUGACUUCUGCGGACUUGGAUAUAAUUCACAGGCGCAUCAUUGCUGAAAAUAGUCAAAAUUAUCCACACAAUGCUCCCCAUCUUUUCACAAUGAAUGCAAAAGUAGAUGAAUAUAACAAUAAACUUAUAGAGCAACUUCCUGGUGAAAAAGUUAUUGUUAUAGCUGUUGACAGUGUCCUCCAAGACCACAGUAAGUCUGUGAAAGACCGACUACUCAGAUCAUUGCAAUAUCAAGAUGAUGUAAGCAAAACUGCAAAUCUCAUGACAAGACUAACUCUAGCCAUUGGAAUGAUAUAUGACAUUACGGUUAAUAUUGAUGUUACUGAUGGCUUGACAAAUGGUUCAUCAUGUACUGUAUUUCUUGUUGAAAACAGAUUACCUGGUGUAUCAAGGCCAAGUAUUGUGUGGGUGAAGUUUUUAGAUUCUGCAGUAGGAAGAAUUGCUCGACAGAAAUACAGACAUCUUUUCCAUGAUGAUGUAAUGGAUGAUUGGACACCAAUAUUUGACUGUCAGCGAUCUUUUGUUUUCAAUUCAACUACAUAUCAAAGAAUACAGUUUCCUUUAAGACCAGCUGCUGAAACAAGAUUAACCAUCAAUGAUGAACAGAAUUUUAUGAUGGAAGGUUACUUGACUCUGUUUAAUCAUGAAAAGAGAAGUGACAGCUAUCGUCCUCAUCAUGGAACAGCAUUAUACGUUAAAGAAGACCAUUUGAUGACAUGUAUCUCAAAAUUCAGCAACACUUUGCUUGAAUUCAUCAUAGCUUUAAUACAUUUCAGAGACCUUGGAGAAGUGCAGAUAAUUGUUUUAUACAAGUUCCCUGCAUGUUCUUUUAAAGAAUUUGAACGUGAAGUUAUGUUGCAUUUAAAACCUUUUGUAGACACAAAGAAGAAAUUGAUAAUUCUUGGAGAUUUCAAUUUUGAUUUGUUUACAGGUCACAGAGAAUUUCUGAACUUUAUGAACUUGAAUUUAAAAUGCACACAAUUGGUAAAAAAGGUAACUCACGAGUCGGGUUCACAACUUGAUUUGAUUUUCACAAACUUUCCUCAUUGUGAAACUGAUGUGAUUGAGGCAUAUUGGUCAGACCAUAAAAUGAUUUACUGUACAUAUACUUUAUGAAUCUGAUAUAAGGGACGCACAAGUAUUUAUUUGGGAGAGAUACGUCAUCUUGUCCCCUCUCCCACCUACCAAUGUGCCAGUGUCACUUAGUGACAUUUGGUACAUUGAUUACUGUAUACAGGGUUAUAUUCGCCCUAGCUGUGUUAAUUAUUUUCAUCCUUUCACAUAAUUUUGCAACAUUUAAAAUUCUCCCCAGUUGCAGUUUUAUUGAAGAAAUCAUACCAUGUUCUUUUAAUUUACCCCAUUUUAUAUUUGUCUACCUCUAAGAUGGAUGACGCGGGAAAAUAAAAUGGGGCGAAUAUUUCCCUGUAUACAGUAUCUGAUAGGCACCAAUUACUUGAUGUAAAAUCUUGUUUCUUAUUAGGCAUAUGUAUACUUAAAGGUGAGACGACACGUUCCUCAGUGUUAGAUAACUUUUUCCGUCAAUUUGUUAAUGGUUUACUACUACUUUGACAAGCUUUCUUGCAAAAAAUUAGGGUACCUUACCAGGCAUUUCUGCAAAUUACUAGAGUAUGCAAUUUCCUAUAUAAUCUCCUUGAAAAUACACUUGAAUUGCUGAUAUAAAAAUAAAUACAUGUACACCACAGCAAAUUUCACUAUAUAAGAAUUAUAUCUCCACCACAACGAGGUUUUGAACUCGCAACCUCUAGAACCUAUACACUUCUGCUAGUGUGCGGCCACGGUUCUAACAACUUGACCAUCUAGACACGUAAACAAAUCCAAGUAAAUUUUGAACAUUUUUAAAGUAAUUAUAAAAUUAAUAUUUUUUAUUGGAACGUACUCUUUAUUACGAAGAGAUAGAAAAAAGAUUCUCGAGGUACGUGUUGUCUGACCUUAAACUUUUUUUAUGUGCAUGCAUGGAAUAGCUUAAAAAAUUGCAAGCAACUCAUUAAUGAUCACAAAACAAUUGUACUAAACAAGAAACCUUCAUUAUGACUUUUUAUUAAUUUUCAACAGACAAUUAAUAAAUGUACAAAAUAAUUGAAUAUUGUAUGUUACGGAAAAUUCAUGUGCCAUCAAUGACAAUUAUUCAUGUCCAAAAAAUGAUGAUCAUUGUAUUAUAUGUUAGUUAAAAUUUAUAAAUUAUGAGUAUACUGUAUUGAUGUUUGUGAGUUAGUUUUACCCUUGCUAUUUAUAUUCUUUUCUUUCAUGAUACAUGAAUAUCAUGAACUUGGUAUUUUGAAUAUACAUGAAAUUUUUUGAGAUUACAUUAAUUGUUUACAAAGUUUAAUUUCAAGAAAUUAAUGACUUCUGGUAAAUAAUGAUUAGAGUUAUACUAGAAAUAUACACUUGCAUCAAGUAAUUGGUAUCUUUGAUAUAUGUUCAACACUGUAUUCUAUAGUUUUAUGAAGUAAAUUCACCGAAUAUUACCUUUAUGAAAUAAUUGCUGUAUAGAAAAAUUGUAAAUUUAUUAAUGUUACUGUGUCUUGUGACAUUUAGUCCCUCAAGAACAAUACUGGAGUACAUGAGAGUAUAAACUUUUACAGUGUAUAUGAAUUCAUAUUUUUUCCAGAGCAAAUAUAAUAACAAUUUCAGUGUCAAUAUUCUUAUCAUACAUGAAAUUCAAGUCUUUAUGUAAUUACUUUGUAAUCAACCUAAUGCAGUAUUGUAGAUAUUACAAUUGCUUAGGCUUUAAACAGGCUGUGUGGUCAACAAAUUAACCUAUAGAUGCACCUGAAAAUGAAAUACAUGUACUUGCAAAAGUUCACACACUA
Molecule: messenger RNA, 6597 nt
Organism: Magallana angulata
Lineage: Eukaryota; Metazoa; Mollusca; Bivalvia; Ostreida; Ostreidae
Exons: 2
Coding region: 305-4882 (1525 amino acids)
Biological process (GO): telomere maintenance; DNA repair
Molecular function (GO): DNA helicase activity
Source: RefSeq, a predicted model, not a curated record